Tilletiaria anomala UBC 951 is the source of this 802-nucleotide messenger RNA. RefSeq lists its product as uncharacterized. NCBI's taxonomy places the organism in Eukaryota, Fungi, Basidiomycota, Exobasidiomycetes, Georgefischeriales, Tilletiariaceae. The transcript has a single exon. The coding region runs from base 97 to 585 and encodes 162 amino acids. The record is from RefSeq and is a predicted model, not a curated record.
GCACAGUGCACGCAAGUGUGUUGAAAAUAAGGCGGGCACGGGGUUUGACAAGGGGUUACAGCUGCACUGCUGUCUGUACUUUGCUACGCGUAGCUGAUGCAAUGCUAUGCAGGGUCCUGGAGUGAUGGUGCGGCCAGCGCAAGAGUCCGUUGCGUACACAGGCGAGCAGCAAGCAGCCUGUUUUGCGCAGCUUUGCUCUUUGCCGACCUCUGUACCAACAGCGCUCACUGGGGCCAAACGCCGUCGCUGCACGUAGUGUACAACCUCGACCUGGCACUCGCUUACUGGGCUGUCUGGAAAAGCGUCGCCUAUGGUAUUGACCGCCGCGAGAGGAGGCCAGCCAGACGUCUUGUGCUGCUCUUUAUGAGACAACGACAAGGUGCAUGUCCUCUGCUAUCCUGUCGCUGGCAAUCGGGUGUGUUUCUGAUGGGAUGGGUAGCAAGCGGAGAUGCUGGCGCUGACGGCACGACCCUAUUUGUCUGGGUACGCGUGUCGAUCACCUGCGGCGUCGCUUCCCCCUCGCCUCGCGUCGCUCGGGCGUCGCUCGGGGUGGGGCGGGGGGCUGCUCACUUGGUAGCAAGGUAGAAGCCGGGGGAGCGCACGACACUUGGCUUGCUUCCUCUGGGGCCUUUCAGCUGGGCUGUGUGAUGCGAUGGGCAAGCCAGGCUGGUGGUGAGAGUGGUAGUAGUAGUUCUACUCCUACCACCAGUAGUAAUACGAAUGGGGGGCGUGUUGUCGUUCUCAGCUUGGUUUUCUUUGAGUGUAGUCGGUCAGUCAGUCACUUGCGUAGCUUUGCUUUGCC